GUUCGUCUAGUAGCGAUGUUUCCUAUCGACAGAAAAUAUAUCUAGAAAAUAUAUCAAUUCAUAAAAAUUUACUAGAAUUUAAGAGUACUUUUUGGAUGCAAUGUUAGACAAGUGCGUGUUGUGUGUAUGAGAGUGAGUGGCAUUGAGUGCGCAAUAUAAAUGGAAUUGCAUGGACGCUGCGAACGACUGAAGAGAUCGAGUAAAAGCCCACCAACAAAUUGCACUUUGCGACAACGGCGAACGCUGGUGGAGGCGGAGGAGGCGACGGCAACGACAACGGCAACGGCGACGGCAACGGCAAAGCAAACGGAUCUUCACAAGUAGAAGCAGCAGCAGCUACGGCUUCCCGUGGAGCCGCACAAACUAGAGCAAUGUGCGAAGUUUGCGCCGAUUUCCAAAAUCUAUUGGAACUCUAUGAGGUUCGCGUGGCCAGUUCGGAACUUAAGUUUCAGCUGCUCCUAAAGAGCGAAAUCGAGACAACAUUUAAUUACAUUCAAUCGUGGCCGCAGCGGCAAUGCAUGUGCUUGUACCGGGAUAACAAAAAUUAUGACCGAUUUAACCUAGUUGUUCAGUCGCUCAUCUGUCUGACCGUGCAGCACUUGAAGCAUAUUGAUCAUCUGAUCGAUAGCUACAAGCGGCUCACCGCCAGCGCUGCCCAAGUUGUUGCCCAAGCACAGCGAAAGCCCUCAUCCGAUAAGCAUCCACAGAACAAUGAAAAUGAUACAGAAAGCGAGAACAAGCAAAAGGAACUGACGUCUUCAUCGUCAUGUUCACCACCGUCGGCUGGCGACGAAAAUAGGUCAACUCCUGCAGAGGCUGGCGGCAAUGAGGAGAAACGUGCAUCUGGCGAUGGCCCAGGUCCGCCCAAGAAACCGCCAUCUCCACCACCGCCAGCCCCACCAACCAGCAGCAAGGCUCACCCACAAUACACAGAAGAGCCGUGGAUACUGCCCGAGGUGGAGAAACUGCUGGUGCUCGUAUCCAAGGUAUUUCUGCUCAACUUUCCGCUGUACAUUGCCCACAAGCAUGGCAUGCACUCGCGCCUGGACGAUCUACAAGCGGAGGAAGCGCACCACUUGGCUCUAAUCUGUGAUCUGCACGACAAUGAUCUUCCCAUAUACUUGCUGCGCAACGUGAGCCUGUUCUGCAAUUCAGGCGGCUUUGGUGCGAUGUCGCUGUGCUUCGAGCACCCAGAUUUGCCGGUAUCUACGGCUCACUCCAUGACUGCCACAGUGUCCAAUGUGAAACUGUGGCUCAACUAUCAUUGCAACACGCAGCUGUUCGUCCCGCUGCGCAGCCGCAUUCUACAAUAUAUGUGUAAGCUCUCCGACCAGAAUCUGCGCUCGGCCGCAACUCGAGCCAUGGCUGACUUCGUCUGGUCAUCUAUGCGGGAUCCUCUUGACGUUGCCGUCAACUUCGAUACUGAAGGACUAGCGCUGGCCUUCAAGUACUUCACAUCGACCACAUUGACGAUGCGUCUGGCGGGUAUGGCUCAGAUAAACGCGCACAUCAAUCUGUUCAACGAGAUCUGCACCACUGAGACUGUCAACGAGGUGGAGCUCUUUGGGCAGCGCAUCGCCAAUUGGUUAACAGAGAAUCAAAUUGUGCAGCAUUUGUUUGGCCCGAACUUACACGUUGAGAUUGUAAAGCAAGCCCAUGUACUUCUGAACUUCCUCGCCGUGGAGAACCAAAUCUCUGAGGAGGACAUCAAACUCAUCUGGCAAGCGACACAGCUGAAGCACUGCUCUAAAACCAUUUUCGAUAUUUUGCCGGCGCUGGUAAAGAAUCUGGCUCCACGCCCGGCCAUGCAUCUUUAUUCGCUGCUCUGCCGCAUGGACCCCAAGGAGCACACCGAGCAGAGCAUAUAUAUUGCGUCCGCUCUGACAAAGUUGAUUUGGACGCGGGACUGUACGCGCAAUCAAAUGAACUUAAUACAAGACCAUUUGCUGGGCUCCAAUGUGACAGCCUCCAGCUCAGACAGCGGCAGCAUUGAGGGCAGCAACACGGAGGACGAGCAUGUGGGCGCCGACGACAGCAGCAUCGCCAGUGGCGGCGUCGGUGGUGGGCACAAAAGUCCCGUCGAUGGGGUAACUCCCUGCAAGCAGGCCAGGCACAGGCGCCACAUCUGCGAUCCCACCACUGAGAAGGCCAAGCAGCUGAGCGGCGAUGACAUCGCCAAGAUGGACAUCAAAAACCAUCGCAUUGUCAACAUUAUCGACAACACCAGCAGCGAGGAGGAAAUGCAGUCGCGCGCUGCCUUGGAAUUGCAGCUGCACCGCAAGAAGACGAGCAACAAGCGCCGCCGUCCGAAGGCUGCCAACAAGCAGCAGAUUCUGCCGCAUGAGCUGGUGGAAAUUUGGGACGGCGUCGAGGAUGUGCCCAGCAGCGACGAUGGCGAUGCCGACGGCGACGGCGAGCUGCUCGCGGACAGCGAUGAGUGCAGCGACAGCGCCGGGCAUCAACUGGUGCCCGCUGCUGUGCUGAAGCAUUUGCACGGCGAAGGUCCCUAUAUACGAGCCAUUGCCGAGACAAACAUCAGCGAGUUGCUUAGCGGGGCAGAGAACGAUGGCAGCUACUCGUCGCCGAUGAGCAACAAAUCAGAGAAGAAUCUGGCUGACUUCGACGACGAGGACGUAUCGCCCUGCGAGGAGGAGCUGGCACAGCUCGUCAAUUCGCAUGGCGCACGCGUAGCUGCCCCGAACUGCAGAGAUGUGGCUCCGGCCUUUGCAGCGGCCGCAGCUGCACUGAUGGCCGCUCAAUCGGCCAUGGCCAUGCAAAAGUCCGGCGAAACGAAUGUAGCCGCCGCUGCAGCAGCUGUUGCGGCCGCUGCUGUUGCCACUGGCAAUGCACAACAGUCAUUGGUCGCGAUGCGCCAACAGGCGAAUGCCGCUGCCGCCGUUGCUGCUGCAGCCGCUGCCAAGAGCAAGUCCGACUCGGAUGUGGAUCUAAUUGAGGUUGCCAACAAGCAGCUGCACUCGCCGAAGCCUAGCAAUGCCGUCUCGGCCAACAAUCUGCCUUCUUUUAAGCUGAACGACGUCUGCCAGCCGGGCAACACGCUGCUCUGGGACCUGCUACAGGACGACAAAAUCGGACAACUUGGUGAAUCUUUAGCAUUAGAGGCUGAGAAGGCGCUGGCAACGCUGCUGUGCUUUAACGUGGAUCGUCAGAUUCGCACAAAAUUUAUUGAGGGCUGCCUGCAGAACGUGGCCAACAAUCGCAGUGUCAUUGUGAGCUUGCGCUUGCUGCCCAAGCUCUUUGCAUCAUUCCAGCAGUUUCGCCCAUCGGACACGCACACCAUGACCUUGUGGGCGGAGCGCAAUCAUCGCAUGAUGGCGUGCUUUUUCAAUAACAUUCGGCACUACGCCCGAAGGCAUGCCGAGCUGUUGAUCAACCAGAAUGGGGAGCAGCAACAGCAGCAGCUGGGCCUUCAGCUGUACUCGCACAAAACACAGGUGUCUGUGAGAUUGCAGUUUCUCUCGUCGAUCUUCUCCUCGGUGGGCUCGCCGAAGAGCUUCCGCCUGACGCUGGAGCAGCUGGAUGCGCUGUGGGACUGGCUGGCGCAUGAUCCCGAGUGCUCGGACUGCUAUUUUUCGUGGCUUCAGGCUCAGACAAAGGGCGGCGACCAACAUGCCCUCGGCAUCGAUGCACUGCAUCAUUUAUACUUAAAGAAAUUGCCCGAACUGCGACCAGAAGAGUUCUCCAUGGUAGCACUGGGUCUUUUCCAGCAGCUGUGCAGCUUUGCGCGGAUCGCAAUGGCCGAGUACGAGAAGCACAGCGAUGCCAUCAGCGCCAACUCCAAUGCCGUGGGCAUGUACCACCUCUGGAAGAUUGCGUUGCGCGCCCAAAGCAACGAGGUCUCGCUGGCUGCGAUCCAGUACAUCAACAUGUACUACAUGGGCCAGCAGCUGCGCCUCGAGAAAGAAUUCGUAUCUCAGUGCAUGGACAAUCUGGUUCAGGCAGCUACAGCUCUAGAAUGCAUCGAGGAUGAGAACGCGCUAAUGCGCGUGCAGCGGGGAUUGCUGCUUCUCAACACCCAUCUGGACACGUUUAGGCGUCGCUAUGCCUUCCAUUUGCGCCGCUGGGCCAUCGAGGGCAAGGGAAUCGGAUCGCACAGCAAUCUGAAGAACGAGGGCGCGGGUCCACCCCUGCGGAUUGUUCUACAGCAGGCAGGUCUCUCAGAGAAGAGUGUGCUGCAUAUGCACGCGUGUGAUCUUAUCGCUGAUCUCAAGGCGGAGGUUUCAAAGUGGUGGGAGAGCCUGCAAUCGGGCAUGGCGGCGCCCGUGCUGGGCUUGCUCCUCAGCGACGGGCCACUCCGUAUAAUCACACAGGGUCAGGAGCUGACAUCGGACUACGAUGAGCGCUCGCUAGGCGACGCUGGUUUCAAGGACAAUCAGAUCGUUUAUGUGUCGCUGGGCGGACGUGGUGCUCGUCGCAAGGAGACGAAUGUGGAGCACCCAUCGAUGCUGCCGCCUCCGCCCAAGGAGUGCUUGCCGACAGUGCUGCUCCUGCAGCCCAAGUAUUUCGAGAAACUCUUUUGUCUAAUGCAAACGCUGGGCGACAUGAAACCACAAUCCUCAACGGCGCAUCUGCAACAUCACACAAAGGCGCAGCUGCUGUCGCGCCGGGUGUGGGACAUCUUGGCAAUGCUGCCCACCAAUCCGCAUAUACUGGAUGCGUUCAAGAACCUGGUCAACGAUCUCAAUGAGCUGCAGCAACUGGAGGAUCAGGAGCAGCUGGCCAAUAAGCGCAAGGAGAUUAAGCAAAAGUUUAACGAGCUGCUUGACCCGAGCAACCUGCAAAAGUUCAUGUAUUCCUUGCACAUCGUCGAGAGCCUAGCAUUGAGCAGUGGACCACGUCAGGCCACUGCCUCCAGUGCUCCCAGUGCUUCUGCAGGCACUGGAUCCAACGGCAACCUGCUUCUAAGUGAGCAGCCUCGUCCCAAAAAGAGCGCGAACCGUCGCCACAACAGCAUCGAGCAGGCCGGCGAACCCAAACGUAGUAGCAGCAGCAGCGACUGCAGCAAGGAACUGGCUGCGGGGGAAAUGGAGACGUCGCUAAUAUCGAAUCCACGAUCGGGCAGCGAUGUGGACAUUAGCGAGCUGGCAAGCGGCGGCGACAAGGAAAACCAACCGAAGCAGCACUGCAAGCGACAGAAGAAGAUCGACAACCAGGAAGUGGAGCGUCCAUUGGGCUGUGCCACGCCGCCGCCGCCUUCGCCAACAUCCACUUUGCCGGUGGCAGCAGCAGCUCCAGUGCGCAAUGCGGCGCCGGCAGAGAGCAGCAAGUGGAGCGAGGCGUUCAUCAAGUGCGGCGGAUUGCAGCAUCUGUACGAGAUCUUCAUCGGGGGUCAGCUGCAGCAGAGCGCGCAUGCCAAGGAGCUGGCGCUGAACGAGUGGCGUCACGAUUGCCUGGCCAGCCUGUUGCGCAUCCUGUGGCUGCUGGGCUUCGAGGAGCUGCAGACGCAGGAUGUGCAUGUGCUGAUGUCGCGACCACAUGCCUUCAUGCUGCAGCUGAUGGAGGUACCGCAGUGCCUACAGCGCCUCUCGAGCAUACUCAACGACGAAGUCCACCAGCAGCAGUCUGCGGGAGCCACUUCGCUGCUGUUCCCCUACCAGUUCCAUCAGCUGCGCACCGGCUUCUGGGGCCGAGCACAGCUGGUGCAGUUCACCAUGAACAUUCUCGUGAGUUUUGUGCACGCCUCAGCCGAGGCACGGCGUCUGCUCUGGUCUCAGCCGGACCAGUGCAAUUGGCUGCAGAAGUUCAUACUGGAGGAUCCGGAGCCAGCGGUGCGGCGCGAGAUCUGCGCUGGUCUCUAUCGAAUCUGUUUGGGCAACGCCCAGAGCUAUCGAUUGCUGCUAGCUCCUCUGCUCCACAAACUCAUCGCACUGCUGCCGCGUGCCGAGCAGAUGAGCUCGUCUGUGCAGCAUACCCAGUUCUUGCUCUCGGAGGAGGGCAAGGAGCCGUAUGGACCGGCUUGUCGAGACUACUUUUGGCUACUCGCACGACUUGUAGACACGCUAACCCCCGAGAUGGUGGCCGAGGAGCGCAUUGACAUUGAGCAGCUUUGCGAGAGCAUCUCGGAGAGUAUCCUGAACCGCGACUACCACGAACUGCGCCAUGGCUACCAGGAUGACGGCUUGGUGGGCCUGCUCAACCUGAUGUCCAAUCUGAUCAAGUACGACACCAGCUACAAGUACAGGCCCAAGGCCUUGAGCUUCAUUGAGCAGCUGAUCGAAUUCCUGUUCGAAAUGCCGUCGCCCGCCAAUCGCCAGAAGCCGAAGUGCAAAUCGGCCACCUCGCGUGCCGCUGCGUACGAUCUGCUCGUGGAGCUGUGCCGCGGCUGUGCCACCAACUACAGCUACCUGCAUGGCCGACUGCUGGCGCAGCACAGGUCGGGUCCGAAGCAACCGUAUCCCUGGGACUAUUGGCCCCGUGACGAGGGCCGCGCCGAGUGCGGCUAUGUGGGCCUCACUAACUUGGGAGCCACCUGCUACAUGGCCUCCUGCAUCCAGCAUCUGUACAUGAUGCCACAGGCGCGCGCGGCCAUUUUACGUCUGCCACCGGGUGGUGCCCAAAAACAUGGACCCACUUUGAUGGAGCUGCAGCGCAUGUUCGCGUAUCUGCUGGAGUCGGAGCGCAAGGCGUAUAAUCCGCGCAGCUUCUGCCGAGUGUAUCAGAUGGAUCAUCAGCCCCUGAAUACGGGCGAGCAGAAGGAUAUGGCGGAGUUCUUCAUUGAUCUGGUCUCUAAGCUCGAGGAGAUGACUCCAGACCUGAAGCACUUGGUGAAGCGUCUGUUCUGCGGCACUCUGAGCAACAAUGUCGUCUCGCUGGACUGCGGUCACGUUUCGCGCACUGCUGAGGAGUUCUACACGGUUCGCUGCCAAGUGGCGGACAUGCGAAACUUGCAGGAGUCGUUGGACGAGGUGACUGUCAAGGAUACGCUCGAGGGUGACAAUAUGUACACCUGUUCACAGUGUGGCAAGAAGGUGCGCGCCGAGAAGCGCGCCUGCUUCAAGAAGCUGCCGCAGAUCCUGUGCUUCAAUACCAUGCGAUACACCUUCAACAUGGUGACCAUGCUGAAGGAGAAGGUCAACACGCACUUUUCGUUCCCCUUGCGCCUCAACAUGUGCCACUACGUGGAGAAGACGCUGAUGCCGCAGCAGUACAAGGAGGACCGUGAAAAGCGCAUUCGCGAGCGUCAGGAGAACGACAACGACGAGGGGGCAGAGAAUGAAAAGGCUGAAGCCACAUUGGACGCAGACAUCGAGGAGUGCUAUGAGUACGAAUUGGUUGGCGUUACGGUUCACACAGGCACAGCGGACGGUGGGCAUUACUAUAGCUUUAUUAAAGAGCGCACGAAAAGCAAUUAUCAUCCGCACGAGCGUUGGUUCCUGUUCAAUGACGCCGAAGUGAAGCCUUUCGAUCCGUCGCAAAUAGCGGCUGAGUGCUUUGGUGGCGAAAUGACUAGCAAGACCUACGAUUCGGUAACCGAAAAGUAUUUGGACUUCAGCUUUGAGAAGACCAACUCAGCUUACAUGCUGUUCUAUGAACGUCGAUUGCCAGAGCAUCUCCAGCGUCGGCACUCUGAGUUGUUGGCAACGCCGACGCCAAGUCCUCUUAAUGAGGAUAAACCAGAAACGGAGGAGCAGCCCAAAGUUGAAACGGACAAUAACAUCAAGAAGGAACCCGCUGCAGCAGAGGAAUCGGAGCCAGUUCAGGCAGAGGCCGAGAAAUCGGCUACGCUAAGCACAGAGACUGAGAAGUUAGAAGAGAAGGAGCAAACUGAAAAGCCAGACCCGACUCAAGUAAACGAAGACAAGGAAAUGGAGAAAGUAACAGCCAAUUGUGAUAAUAUUAAGUCGAAUAAUAACAAUGAGCCGCAGGCGUCAACCUCAAAGGCGGUCGUCGUCGCGGAAGCCAAAGCAUCUACUAAACAACCACAGUUUCGUCCUUUGUUAAGCAAGGAACUAGAAGAUUGGAUUUGGCAAGACAACAGACAGUUCUUGCAAGAUCGAAAUAUCUUCGAGCACACAUACUUUAACUUCAUGUGGCAAAUUUGCGGCCACAUACCACAGACGUUAAUCUCGGAGACGGACGUCACCUGCAUGGCCGCCAAGUUGUCGGUAUCAUUUUUCAUCGAAACAUUCAUACAUGCCAAGGAGAAGCCUACAAUGGUUCCUUGGGUAGAGCUGCUAACAAAGCAAUUCAAUGCCAGUGAAGAGGCUUGCGAAUGGUUCCUAUCGCACAUGUCAGUCGAGCCCUUUUGGCCCGUACAAGUUCUAAUUCAAUGCCCCAAUCAAAUGGUUCGCCAAAUGUUUCAGCGUUUGGUCGUUCACGUCAUACAGCGGCUGCGCGCUUCACAUGCUGAUCUCUACUUGGGCGUGGAUACCGAUGAGAACGACCGGGAGCUCAUUGGACAGGCAUCAUGUGUGACGCGGUUCAUAAGCUCGCUCAUCUCCCUGCUGGAGCAUGGAGCACGCUCUCAUCUGCGCCAUCUGUCCGAGUACUUCAGCCUGCUGUGCGAAUUCUCGCGCAUGGGGGACGAAGAAGCGAUGUUUCUGUUGCGCAUCGGAGUACUUAAGAGCCUGGUCGACUUCUACCUGGGCCACAAGCAAACAGAUAGUAUUGACAUCAGCUCAGAUAAUGAGGACAACUCUUCGGAUGAGGCACUCUCAGUGGAGAAGAUGCGUCCAGCGUCGCUCGAUAAAAUGAUUGCACUCUGUGCUAGUCUUGUGGAGCGCUCGCGGGGCGCUGAUUUUCGAUUGCGUCUGUCGCCGAAAGACUUCAACGCCAUUGCCGGUGGAAAGGGAUUUCCAUUUUUGUAUCAACAAAUAAAGGACGGCAUUAAUCCGCAUCAGACAAAGCAUUUAAUCCACGCGCUCUGUCGCUGGGACGAUCGUUUGGCUACACAAAUCAUCAGCAUGCUCUUCGCAUCCGUUACCAAGCACACUGAGCUCUGUGCCCCGUUCUUCAAGCUGCUCACUCUGCUCACCGAGACGCAGGGCGGGCCGGUCGGGCUGCCGUGCUUUACGCAGCUCGUGCUGCCGCGCAUGUGGGAUGCUGCCGAGUACUGUCCUCAGUCGGUGCUCGACUGGCUUUCGCUGCAGGCGACUAAGAAUAAAAUUGCUCACGCCUGGAUCCUGCAGUCCGCCGAGCAAUGGUUGGAGCAGUUCUUGCUCGCCCACGACAAUACGCGCGUCAGAAAUGCCGCUGCCUGUCUGCUAGUUGCGCUGGUGCCGUCGCAACCGUUUCGCGCCAACUUCCGCGCUCACUCACAGCACAAGCUGUUGGCUCUCAACCCGCACAGCUACCGGGACAUCAACAGCGAUGCCCAAGCGGUGCUGCACCAGGUGAUAACAUUGCUGCUGCGUCUGCUGCGUCCGGCGCGUGUUUAUGCAGACAUAGGUGCACACGGUACCACCAAGCUGACCGCCUAUUUCAACCUGCUCAGCUACUGUAUGGUUUCAAAGACUGAAAAACUAAUGAUAGGUUCGUUUAUGCGGUCCCUGUGGGAGCUGUUUCAUCCGCGUCUCUCUGAGCCCAGUGUGCCGGCGCACCACAACAAGCACGCGCUGCUCACCUUCUGGCAUCACUCGCUCGUCGAUUGCCCGGAAAACGCAGCGCUAGUGGCCAACUGCCCUGAGAUAACGCGAAACAUUGCAUUUAACUACAUACUGGCCGAUCACGAUGACUCGGAGAUCGUCACUUAUAAUCGGUCCAUGCUGCCCGCUUACUACGGGCUGCUGCGCUUGUGCUGCGAGCAGAGCCGCGCACUCACCCGGCAACUGGCACAGCAUCAGAAUCUUCAGUGGGCUUUUAAGAACAUUACGCCCCAUCCCACUCAGUAUGCAGCCGCUGUCGAUGAGCUGUUCAAGCUGAUGGCACUAUUUGCCACUCGUCAUCCGGAUGCUAGUGAGCAGGAAAAGCUUGAUGUCAUUGCCUUCAGGCGCUCUGUCAUUGUAUCGUACACCACCAGCCUGGAUGCACGAGUGUCCUGGUCAACGUUGAUCAGCGCGCUCAAAAUACUUGUGGACAAUGACGAUGAUCGCAUGCUGGUCAUCUUCAAUGGCGGCAUCGAGAUGUGCUUUGAGGCGCUGCACACGUUACAUUCCAUGCACCACGAGGCCACCGCCUGCCAUGUGGCAGGGGAUCUCUUGGAUCUACUUGGAGAAAUGGUGCUCCUGCUGGCGACGCUGCGCAUGCGCACAGAUAAUCCAGCGCAAAAGAAGCAGCAGCAGCAGCAACUGGAGCAGCAGCUGCAACUGCAGCAGCAACAAUUGCUGCAGAAGCAGCAGCAAUCGCAGUGCACCCAAGCGCCGCAGACACCGCAGCAGAAGGAGAAGCAGCUGCAACAGCAAAUGCAACAGCAUCUGCAAUUGCAGCAAAUGCAGCUGCAGCAGCAACACUUUCUGCGCCAACAGCAUCAGCAUUCGGCACUCGCAAAGGCUCUGCCCGAUGCAAUCAAACGGCUCGCCACGCUCCUCAACACAUUUAAUUCGCCGGAAAUAAGUCGCAUGGCGCUCGAGGUGCUCAAGGAGCUGGUGCGCAACACCAGCCUGGAGGCCACCACUAUUCUGGCGCCCAUUUUGAUUAACUGCCAUUUAUCAGUGGCCAAUGCACCCAAUGCAAUCGGCCCAUUAGGACCAUAUUUUCCACGUCGCGGUGCUAAGCAGACGCCCUGGCCUUUAGGUGCUAAGAACUCGCCUCGUCCGCCGAGGCCAAUGGUGCAAAUGUGCAUUGCUCUGUCGGAGUUGACGCCGCGCGGACUCGACAUCGAGUAUGAUGCUCAAGUAGAUGCCUUCUACAGGCCAUAUCACGACUUCAUCGAUGUCAUGAUGCGAAUGUGCGUCAACACGGGCACCCUCAACGACACGCUGGUCAAACUUCACUGCCUGGUUGCCAUCGAGUCCACACCGUUGCAUUUCAACUACUUUCCCAAGUUUUGGGUGGGCAUACACAACAAUGCCUUGACAAACAAAUAUUCAGAUUUGCUUGUGAGGAAUCCUCUGCUGAUAGAGUAUCUGCAUAAUGUGCUAAGGGACGAGCGGAGCAUGCUGAAAGAUGCGUUUGUGCGGGAGUUCCUGGAGCUAUACUAUCACAAAGUAGCCGCGCAGCUUCCUGUUGCACGCAUGAUCUACACGAUUAACUAUGGCAUGCACUCCAAGGACGACAUCGACGAGCUGUGCGGCGAUCUGUUUGCGAUACGAAUUAUUGCCCAAGCCACUGGUGUGCCGACAUCCGUGCGCAAGGAGCUGCGUGGCUCACUGAGAGCACUGCUUAAUAAGAGCGAGCGCUAUAAGAAGGAAGCGGAGAGAGAUCAAUUUCCCAACAAGAAACAGAAGCGGGAAUCUUCAAAAGAAAAAGAAGAUCCUCAUUCAACUGGGCCAUCGGAGGCAGACAAAGCAGACAAUUCGACGGAAAGCACAGAGAAAGCCGCACCAGUUGACAAUGCUAGUGCGGCUGAGGUGUCGACGGAUGCGCCCAGUGAAACGGUUAGCUCAACCGAUACUGUUAUUAAUGUUGCAGAGGCUGUCGUAGAGCCAGCGAAGGUCGCUGACGCGGGAGACGAGCGGAUGGGGAGCCCAGCAUCGGAGCACCAAGAAAAGGCAUCGGUGCCGUCAUCAGAAGAUGAAACUGAGCUGGAAGAUGAAUUGGAGCCGACACCCAAGCUUAAUAAGAAAUCAGCUAAUAAGAAAACUGCACAGGAUCGUCUGAACGAGGAUCGCAAAAAGCGUCUGAGCACCCUGCUCACAAUGGAGUCCUACAUACACAGCAUUUUCGCGAUCAUCAAACGGGAAACGAAUGCGUCGAAUACUGUGCAAGGCAAGGAGCAUGAGGAAUUCACAGUAGAGCCAUCAACAUCGGCUGCUGCGGGAAUCUUGCUAAAGCCAAAGGGUGCUUCAACACCCCCCGAAAUCGAGGACAAUGUGACGCAAGGUAAAUACAAUAUUGAAAUGGACACAGAAAGUCCAGUCAAAUCCAAGUCAAAUGACACGGUUCAGGAGAUGGACAAACUCGAUGAAUCAUCGCCUGCAAUUAAAUCAAUGGCGAACACAGUGAACACUGUUGUUCCCACGGCUGUCGCCGCCCCAGCGACAGUUGUUGCAACCACAUCACAGGCAGCGAGUCCCAGCCAAAUUUAGUUGUCGUUCAAUGAUUUGCUCAGCAUUUUAUUUUUCGGCAAGCCGCUGGACUGAUGGUACGCCAGCCGCGGAUCAGGUGAUGGAUAAGCUCUAGAGAACUACAAGUUUUUGGCCAAAGUUCAAAGGCUGCAAGAAAACAUUUGAACAACCCAAGGUUGGUGCUGCUUGCUUUCGGCGGGCCUGUGCUCGGGCAAAAGACUUUUGAGCAAAUGAAUAAAUAAUACUAAAUUAACGUUAAUCUAGCAACAUAUUAAAUCGGUAAUAAAAAAUUCUAAUAGAAAUGUAACUCACGCGGAGACAAACAUCCGCAAUUCGCACUCCGAACUCCGCACCCUGCACUUCACUCCCACGCCCACUCAUCAUAUACAUUCAUGCAUUGACACACAUACAUAUAUAAAUAUAUACAUCCCUAAAUACAUGCAAACAUACAUAAAUACAAACACUUAGCUGUAAUGAUAAUGACGUUACUAUUUUAAGACUUCCACGACCGUAAACUGUCCAGAAUAUUA
Messenger RNA from Drosophila navojoa, 12652 nucleotides. It is a transcript of the gene puf, whose product is annotated as ubiquitinyl hydrolase 1 puf. The record is from RefSeq and is a predicted model, not a curated record. NCBI's taxonomy places the organism in Eukaryota, Metazoa, Arthropoda, Insecta, Diptera, Drosophilidae. Gene Ontology annotation, cellular component: cytosol; nucleus. Gene Ontology annotation, molecular function: cysteine-type deubiquitinase activity. Gene Ontology annotation, biological process: protein deubiquitination.